Molecule: messenger RNA, 3789 nt
Organism: Fundulus heteroclitus (mummichog)
Lineage: Eukaryota; Metazoa; Chordata; Actinopteri; Cyprinodontiformes; Fundulidae
Gene: loxl3b
Product: lysyl oxidase-like 3b
Exons: 16
Coding region: 241-2646 (801 amino acids)
Biological process (GO): peptidyl-lysine oxidation
Cellular component (GO): membrane
Molecular function (GO): protein-lysine 6-oxidase activity; copper ion binding
Source: RefSeq, a predicted model, not a curated record
GCUGCACAGCUGGCAAUUUAAAGACAAGAGUCGCCCCACGGAGUAACUGGUGGUCCGGCGUCCUGCUGAUCGUUCCCGUUGGAUGGAGGACAUGAGUCAAAACAGGCCCUGACUUAUUUAUCAACCUUUUGUUGGAGAGGGCUCGGUCCGUAAAGUUCUGGGACGCAUCAGGCAGCCAGCACCCCUCUCUCCACUGGAACCGUUAUAACCUCCUUAAUACUGGCACCAUAAGCUGAAAUAAUGGAGAAGCGGAGACAAAGGCAGCAGCUAGCGGUCAGUCUGCUGUUUGGGCUGUGGUUUCCUGGUUGUUUAACCCAGACCACACCGUCGAGCAGAGCCAACUUGGCACCUACUCCGUCUGGGUCCCCCCAGACUAAGACGGAGCAGCUGAAGGUCAGACUGGCGGGAUACCCCCGCAAACACAACGAGGGCCGGAUAGAGCUCUUCUACAAGGGAGAGUGGGGCACCAUCUGCGACGACGACUUCUCAAUAGCCAACGCCAACGUGCUCUGUCGUCAGCUGGGCUUCGUCUCGGCCACUGGAUGGACUCACAGCGCCAAAUACGGCAAAGGCCAAGGGAAAAUCUGGUUGGACAACGUGUUGUGUAACGGAGGCGAGAAGAGCAUCGAGCUCUGCACGUCUCGUGGCUGGGGAAACAGCGACUGCACUCAUGACGAAGACGCCGGAGUUGUCUGCAAGGAUGAGAGGAUUCCCGGCUUUGUGGACUCAAACAUUAUUGAUGCCCAAGUUGAUGAGAGGAAACUGGAGGAGGUCCGACUCCGUCCGGUCGUUGCCACGGCCAAGAAGAAGAUGCCCAUCACUGAGGGUGUGGUGGAGGUGAAACACAAAGACGGCUGGGCACAGGUCUGUGACUUGGGAUGGACCAUCAAAAACACUCGCGUGGUCUGCGGCAUGCUGGGAUUCCCGCAUGAAAGGAAGGUCAACAAGAACUUCUACAAACAUCUAAAAAAGCGAGCUGCUGAGAAGGCCUCCAGCCCAAAGGUUAAUGUUUCAGCUGGCGGAAGGCAACCAUCCAAAGCUAAAGCUAAAGCUAACGCUAAGUCUAAGCAGAGCAACUCUCACAAAAGGUUGUACUUGGAGCGCCAGAAGAACUUCUACCUCAUCCACUCUGUGGCGUGCACGGGCACAGAGGUCCACCUGGCAGCCUGCCCGCUAGAGUUCAGCAAGCCAAACGCCACGUCGGCCUGCGCGGGUGGCAUGCCGGCCGUCGUCAGCUGCAUGCCCGGCCCGCCGUUCAUGCAAAACAGCGGUUUGAAAAAGAAAGUUAAAAUCUCGAGCAACGUGAGGCUGAAGGGAGGCGCCAGGCUGGGAGAAGGCCGGGUGGAGGUGCUGAAAGACAACGAGUGGGGGACCGUGUGCGACGACCGCUGGAGCCUGCUGUCGGCCAGCGUGGUUUGCAGGGAGCUGGGCUUCGGCAGCGCAAAGGAAGCUCUCACCGGCGCCCGCGUGGGACAAGGAAUGGGUCCAAUCUACAUGAACGAGGUGAAGUGCCUCGGAAACGAGAAGUCGAUCUGGAACUGCCCGUUUAAAAACAUCACAUCAGAGGACUGUCAGCACGUGGAGGAUGCCGCCGUUCGCUGCAACAUCCCUUACAUGGGCCUGGAGCACACGAUCCGAAUAACAGGAGGACGAACUCGCUACGAAGGCCGCGUGGAGGUGCUGAGCUCUGACUCUAACGGGACGAUGAGCUGGGGUCUGAUCUGUGGUGAGACCUGGACCACGAAGGAAGCCAUGGUGGCCUGCAGGCAGCUGGGUUUGGGCUACGCUAACCAGGGCCUGCAAGAAACUUGGUACUGGGAUAGCAGUAACGUCACGGAGAUGGUGAUGAGCGGCGUGAAGUGCACAGGAAGCGAGAUGGCUCUGAGUCAUUGCCAGCAUCACAAAACUGUCAGCUGCCAGAAAGCGGCCGCCAAGUUUUCAGCGGGCGUCAUCUGCUCAGAGACGGCCUCUGACCUCGUUCUAAAUGCUCCUUUGGUCCAGCAGACGGUUUAUAUCGAGGACCGUCCUCUGCAUAUGCUCUACUGUGCCGCUGAGGAGGACUGCCUGUCUAAAUCUGCGGCAAAAGCAAACUGGCCGUACGGACACCGACGGCUACUCCGCUUCUCCUCUCAGAUUCACAAUAUCGGUCGGGCCGACUUUAAGCCCAAAGCAGGGCGGCACUCCUGGGUGUGGCAUGCUUGUCACGGCCACUAUCACAGCAUGGAUAUCUUCACCCACUAUGACCUGCUGAAUGCUAAUGGAACCAAAGUGGCAGAAGGCCACAAAGCCAGUUUCUGCUUGGAGGACACAGAGUGUCAAGAGGGUGUUUCGAAACGAUACGAGUGUGCCAACUUUGGCGAUCAAGGCAUCACCGUUGGUUGCUGGGAUCUGUACCGGCAUGACAUCGACUGCCAGUGGCUUGACAUCACAGACGUCAAACCCGGAAACUACAUCAUGCAGGUCGUGAUAAAUCCAAACUACGAAGUGGCAGAGAGCGACUUCACAAACAACGGCAUGAAAUGCAACUGCAAAUACGACGGACACAGGAUUUGGCUCCAUAACUGCCACAUUGGUGAUGCGUUCAGCGAGGAGGCCGAGAAGCGAUUCGAGAAAUACCCCGGACAGAUAAACAACAAGAUCUCCUAAUCGGGACUCACUAUAGAACCAAACGCAGACCACAGUGUGGGGAUGGAUGAAUAGAAACACACAUCCCUAGUUUGUGCAGAAACACACAAAGCCUUUGUUUUCAGGUGCUUACAUGGAUCCCCACCACCUUAUUUCUUCGUAGCUGUGUCGUUGUUAUACUUGAAUAUUCAAGUGGUAAUGAUUAUGUCCUCUAGUUUAAUGUGAGUUUAUGCUGUUUUUGACAAAUUCUAGAUUUUAUAGUCUAUGUUUGACGUGAUGUACAGUCUUCUAUUGAAUGUUUUAGUUGCAAGACCUGAAGGAAGCUUCCAUUUUUAGUUUUGAGACAUUAUGCAACUAGAUUUUUUUGCUUUUGGUACGCAGGUUCCAGCCCAGGAUCCCGAUAAGGCUUUGACCUCACACCUAAUUUGUCUUUAGUGACCUGUACAAAAUCCACAGCCUUAGAACUACAGCUCCUUGGAAAAUGUCAAUCAACAAACCUCAGUACAUUUUAUUUGGAUUUCAUGUGCUUGACCAACUGAUAGCGUCUGCUGUGAAACAUAGAGGUGGCAGCAUCAUGCUGUGGAGAUGCCGCAUCUCUAGCAGAGAUGGUUUAAAGACGGAAAGAGCUACCGGUAAAUAUUAGGAAGUUUCAGGCAUUAGGGGUCAGUAUCUGGUUGUAACACGACAAGAGGAGGGGAACAAAUUUAAAGAGAUGCAGCUUUAUCACUGUCCUGAUAAUGGGCUAAAAGGAUCUUUUUUUUUCAUUGAGCGUUUUGCCCUGAUUUGAUCAGUAUAGCGUAAAUGUGACCAAACACCUUUGAAAAACGACCAGGUUUUAUCCGUCUGCCAUUCGAAAUUUGCAUAUGCAAUUUAUGACUGCUUGGUUGGUUGGAACCGUUGCAAUAUUUUUGUGAAUGUAUUUAUUUCCGGUAUCCAGGUGGUCAUAAACCGUUUGUGUUUGCAAGCAAAUCUUUCACAUCGAUCGAUUGUUUGAACCAGCUCGAAGCUGGAUGUUGUUUCGGUCAGGGUUUAUUUCGGUCAUUUAGUCGUUGACGACCCUCUACACUUGCUAAAAAAGAAAGAAAACCUGCCAUUACAGGAAGACGUGUAUGUAUGCUGAUAUAACCACACCUGCUGCAUCAAAUAAAGCUAAAAUGAACGAUC